AUGCCGACGAAGAUCGAAGGACCACUGGACCACGGCCAACUGGAAGACGUCAGGUUGGACAGCGCAACGUGGAAGCCAGUGCGAGCCACCCGCUGGAGCCUUGAUGUUGUCCGCCCAGAAUUCCUUACUCUACGGCCGGGCAGCCCAAAGAAGCUGUUGCAGCGCACAGCGUGGCUUGACGGUUUACGAGGCUUUGCUGCAUUCAUAGUAUACCUUCACCACAACCAACUUUACGCGAACGAUAUCCAUGGGAACUCGGUGUUCGAGAAUUCUUUUGGCUACGCAGGUCGCCAUUACUUUGCAGCUCUACCUUUUAUCCGCCAUUUCUUCUCAGGCGGACACUUCGCGGUAUCCAUCUUCUUCGUCAUCUCUGGCUACGUCCUUUCUGUCAAGUCUCUGGGAUCGAUCCAGAAAGGCCAGCACAUGAUAUCAGCAGACACUGUCGGUUCUGCACUCUUCCGUCGAUGGCUUCGCCUUUAUCUCCCAGUCAUCGGUUUCAGCCUCUCAUGGAUGAUCAUUCGGCACUGGACCAAUAUCUACGUUCAUUUCGGUGAACGCAAGGAUUCAUGGGGCGAAGAGUUCAAGACGUGGUAUCAAACCUUCAAGAACUACAGUUUCGUGUUUCUCACUGGAGAUAACCUCGACUUUACAAAAAAAUACAAUAGCCAUCUCUGGUCAAUUCCGAUUGAGUUCAAAGGGUCGAUAAUCGUCUACACCGUAGUUUCUGCUUUAUCCAGAUGCACUAGGAAUGCCAGGCUGUGGUGCGAAGUCGCACUAAUCGUCUACUUUCUGUACGUUGUCGACGGAUGGUAUGGUGCCUUGUUCAUGGGCGGCAUGCUGUUAUCUGAUCUCGACCUUCUGGCUCAGGACGAUCAAGAACCCCGCUUCCUUGCGAAACUGGAGGGAUUCAAGGAGUUCAUCUUCUUUCACUUAUUCCUCAUCGCCAUGUAUCUUGGUGGUGUGCCCUCGUGCGAGUCUCCCGAUGGAGAUAAAUAUCGCAACCUGCUUGCUUCCUCGCCGGGAUGGUCGUGGCUUUUUAUGUUCAAGCCGCAGGCUGUCUGGGAUCCCAAAUGGUUCUACCUCACCUGGGCUGCUAUUCUCACUGUCGCAUCUAUUCCUCGGCUACCAUGGCUCAAGCGGUUCUUCGAGACGCGUUUCUGUCAGUAUCUCGGACGCAUCUCCUUCGCACUCUACCUCGUCCACGGCAUUGUCAUUUCCGUGCUGGCCGAUCGACUUUAUGCCGCUGUGGGCUUCAAGAAAGACGGACACAAGCACUUCCCUCAGUGGAUCAGCAUAUUCCCUCUGACCAUGAACGGACCCAUGGGCUUUGAGUUAGCAUUCUGGGCCGUGCAACUCAUCAACCUUCCGGUCACGUUAUACGUUGCGGAAGUUGUCACGAAGCUUUUCGACGAGCCAAGCGUCAAGUUCUCUAAUUGGCUCUACAAGCAAACCCUGGCUCCACAGUCGCAAUCACUGAAGCGAUAA
This is a messenger RNA of Macroventuria anomochaeta, 1485 nucleotides long. RefSeq lists its product as uncharacterized. The transcript is spliced from 2 exons. NCBI's taxonomy places the organism in Eukaryota, Fungi, Ascomycota, Dothideomycetes, Pleosporales, Didymellaceae. Bases 1 to 1485 code for a protein of 494 amino acids. Gene Ontology annotation, biological process: polysaccharide biosynthetic process. Gene Ontology annotation, cellular component: membrane. Gene Ontology annotation, molecular function: acyltransferase activity, transferring groups other than amino-acyl groups. The record is from RefSeq and is a predicted model, not a curated record.